Messenger RNA from Australozyma saopauloensis, 801 nucleotides. RefSeq lists its product as uncharacterized. The record is from RefSeq and is a predicted model, not a curated record. Gene Ontology annotation, molecular function: Atg8-family ligase activity. Gene Ontology annotation, biological process: autophagy of mitochondrion; autophagosome assembly; cellular response to nitrogen starvation. The coding region runs from base 1 to 801 and encodes 266 amino acids. Lineage: Eukaryota; Fungi; Ascomycota; Pichiomycetes; Serinales; Metschnikowiaceae. The transcript has a single exon. Gene Ontology annotation, cellular component: phagophore assembly site membrane; cytoplasm; Atg12-Atg5-Atg16 complex.
AUGGAUCCACUCUUAGCAUUGCGAGAACUGCUCUGGGAGGCAGCAGUCAAUGUUCGCAUCAAAUAUGGCCGUCAUGAGUAUCUCGCCCGGUUCCAUCGCUCAGCCUAUUUGCCGCUCUACUACACGGAAAUCGCCCUGUUCUUCUCUGUGCUUUCUCUUUCUCCACAACUAGAAUCAAGCCCGAUUUGGCUUCAGGACGGAGACACCCCGCUCAAAUGGAACUUGCCCAUCGGUGUUCUCUAUGAUUUGCAUUGGCUACAUCGAAGAAAUGGAAUCGAACCCUGGACACUUACGUUGUGUGUUUCUGGGGAAGGCCAGUAUCCAAGAGACACAAUAAUUCCUUUUCCUUCUCCUGUAAUGGGUGAAGUGGUUAACUAUCGAGACACGGUUUUCCAAGUAAUAAUCAAUCUGCUCAAACAGUCAUGCUAUGUCCUACGAGGCAACUCGCGUGCCAUCUUGAGCAUGAGCGAGCACGACACCAAGGCAUUGUGGAAAGCAAUCCAAACACAUGAUUACGAUAUGUAUCUGACAACCAUGCGCGAAAACUUCGACAUUGAGACUGUCCGCAGGUUGCCUGUGAAGGUUUUUAGCGUUCCUUUGCGGUCCUAUACCCAAUUGUCUCUAUCUCCCAAAACAGAAAACGACGAGCCAACAAUUUUGGGAGAUACUCUUCAAGAAUUCAAUUCGGAUAAGUUAUACAUACAAGGAAUUGCAAUCGAUGAUAUGCUAUCUAUGGAGGUCCUCCAGGUGUGGCGCCAAUUCCGCCACUUGGACAAUUUUCUAUACAUUGUCGCAUUCUAA